UCUAACCAUUUCCUCACUUAGCUCAAAGGGCUCAACAUAAUUACCGCGGACUUCACGCGAAGCUACUAAUCACUUCUUUGCUAAGGAGCCCCGUGACUGCGGCGGGGAUGAGGCGGAGACACCAGCCGCUCCUACAAAGUGGAUGGCGGAAAGGGGAUUCAAACUUCAAUUGGCGUCGGAAAUGGCUGAGAUUCGCCGGAAACCGUCGGAAUCUUAUAAUGCUACUGGUGGUUAUUGCUCUUGCUCCUCCCUUCUUCUUCCACUUCCGUCUCAGUCGCUUCAACCAGAUGCAAAUCAAGAAUUGUGGUUGGAUGAGAAACCCACCUCUUGUCUGUGCUCAUGGUGGUGACUCUACCAAUGCUUUUCCUAACACGAUGGCUGCCUACCAUAGUGCGCUUCAUUCUCAAGCAGACUGCAUAGAAAUUGAUGUCUCCAGUUCAGCUGAUGGAGUCCUUUUUGCACUCCAUGAUAGGGAGUUGCAGCGGAUAUCUGGGAAUCAUACAUCUAGAGUGGGCUACUUAAGUAUGAAAGAAAUAAAUGAACUGGAUGCAGCACUUCAAUUUCCAAAAGUUCUGGACAAUCAGAAAGUUCCCACUCUUGAAGAUGCUUUAAGGUUGGUAUCAGGUUCAGUACGGCAAGUCAUCCUGGACGCAAAAGUUGGGCCUCCAUUAUUUGAAAAAGGUCUUGUCGAGAAAAUUUUAGCUGUUGUAAAGAGAACAGAUUGUACGAAUUGCGUUAUAUGGGCAAAAAGUGACACUUUAGUGAGGGAGUUUACAAGACUCUCACCAAACACUACGGUCGGGUAUAUCGUUAUGAAAGAUCCAAAAACUGGGUUCAGAUCCAAUUUGCUGAGGAUGAAAAGGGCAGGAAUUGUUGGGGUUUACCAUCCAUUAAUUGAUGAAAAGCUUGUCCAAAUCCUUCACGAGAGGAACAAAAAGAUCUAUGCUUGGACAGUGGAUGACAUGGUUUCGAUGCAGGACAUGUUAGUUAAUAGUGUAGAUGCUGUUGUUACCAGUAAUCCAUCUCUUCUUCAGCAACUCAUGCAAGAUACUAGAACUCAGUGUCUUGAGGAAGGUUUUUCUUUGCCCUAAUGACUCAGUUGAGUCUUCCUAUGUCUUUUUCCAACUGAUGAAGAACAGAUAGUGCUAACACUCCGAUUAAGGUUGAAGAUUUUACCAGCAUCAACUUUGUUGUAUUAUUCGCACUGGCUUAUAUUCAGAUCAAUUCUGGAAUUCUGGAGUACAAGGGAUUCAGAUUGAUUGUUCUUGCUGGUUGUCAAGGAAGGCUAUCAGUUACAAUAGAUGAAGUCGUCUCUCCAUAGUCUCUAUUAACUAUUAUUCAGGCUCCUAUUUUUAUUUUUAUUUUUUGAAAGAAAAAAUACACUAAAUUUAGGAUAGUUCUUUCAAGAUUGUACCCUAACUGAUCUAUUACUGAGGCUCCUAUUGUUUCCAUGCUUGAUUUGGCUUUUUUGCCUGAGGCUAGUAUUAUUGAUUUAUCAUGUAUUAACAGUUGUGUUAUGAUCAAAGUUAUACAUGUACUAUAUAUUGUUUA
This is a messenger RNA of Spinacia oleracea (spinach), 1551 nucleotides long. Its product is annotated as glycerophosphodiester phosphodiesterase GDPD4. The transcript is spliced from 9 exons. The record is from RefSeq and is a predicted model, not a curated record. NCBI's taxonomy places the organism in Eukaryota, Viridiplantae, Streptophyta, Magnoliopsida, Caryophyllales, Amaranthaceae. Gene Ontology annotation, biological process: lipid metabolic process. The coding region runs from base 108 to 1091 and encodes 327 amino acids. Gene Ontology annotation, molecular function: phosphoric diester hydrolase activity.